CUCAGCCGGUCGUGUGACCCGAAGGGCGAGAACAUUCCCGUUUUACAAACCAGCAUAGGAAUAGCAAACCGGUACCGCCUGUCUGUGUGGCUCAUUUUGAGACCUAGUAACCAAAAUAAGUUUAACAUUGUGUGUCUGUUUAGCUGAAAUAUGAACGGCCAAGUGAACGGUUUCCACAACUCCAUCAUCGAUGAAGAUUGUUUCUUGUUCACGUCUGAGUCUGUCGGUGAAGGACACCCUGAUAAGAUUUGCGACCAGAUCAGUGAUGCCGUGCUGGAUGCCCACCUCAGACAGGACCCUGAUGCUAAGGUUGCAUGUGAGACCGUGGCCAAGACUGGAAUGAUCUUGCUGGCCGGUGAGGUGACCUCGCGCGCGAACGUCGAUUACCAGAAGGUCGUCAGAGACACGAUCAGGCACAUCGGCUACGAUGACUCCUCCAAAGGCUUCGACUACAAGACCUGCAACGUUCUCGUGGCUCUGGAGCAGCAGUCCCCGGACAUCGCGCAGGGCGUCCACCUGGACCGUAACGAGGAGGACAUCGGGGCCGGAGACCAGGGUCUGAUGUUCGGCUACGCCACUGACGAGACUGAGGAGUGCAUGCCCCUCACCAUCAUCCUGGCUCACAAGCUGAACGGCAAGAUGGCCGAACUGCGCCGUAACGGCACCCUGCCCUGGCUGAGGCCGGACUCCAAGACCCAGGUGACCGUGCAGUACCGCCAGGACCGCGGUGCCAUGCUGCCCGUCCGCGUGCACACCGUGGUGGUGUCGGUGCAGCACGACGAGGGCGUGUGUCUGGACGAGAUGCGCGAUGCGCUGAAGGACAAAGUGGUGAAGACUGUCGUGCCCAGCGAAUAUCUGGACGACGAUACCGUCUACCACCUGCAGCCCAGCGGCCGCUUCGUCAUCGGGGGGCCGCAGGGUGACGCUGGUCUGACCGGACGCAAGAUCAUCGUGGAUACGUACGGAGGCUGGGGCGCUCACGGCGGCGGAGCUUUUUCAGGAAAGGACUACACUAAGGUCGACCGAUCCGCUGCCUACGCUGCACGCUGGGUUGCCAAAUCUCUAGUGAAGGCUGAACUGUGCAAGCGUGUCCUGGUGCAGGUGUCUUACGCUAUCGGCGUGGCCCACCCUCUGUCCAUCUCCAUCUUCCACUACGGGACCUCUCAGAGGAGCGAGAGGGAGCUUCUCGACAUCGUCAGGAAGAACUUCGACCUUCGCCCCGGCGUUAUCGUCAGAGAUCUGGACCUGAAGAAGCCCAUCUACCAGCGCACGGCUGCUUACGGCCACUUCGGCCGCGACUCCUUCCCCUGGGAGGUUCCCAAAAAGCUCAAAUACUAAACACUGUAACGUCCUCCUCUCUCGUCCGGCGGGCGUUACGCUACAGAGAAGCCCGUCCGGCUCGACGAGGGGGGCGAAGUACCGAAUCCUUCGUGCUCUCCCUGAACUCCUUUUCCCCUCUCAAUAAAUCCUCUAAAUGAGUCCCGAAGGUGACCGAAAAUCCUCCCUGCUUUCCUCCGGUGCCUGCCGACCCUGAGCCCGGUUCCUUCUGUGUUUUUAGAACUCUUCCUGAUCGUCUUCUCCUGACCUUUAGUCUCCGUACCCCUCCCGCGCCCCUCUACAAUCGAACGACGGCACAAAUCGAGUCGAGCGCUGCGCGUUGCCGAAAGAAGCACUGAAUCCCCUCGGAUCCGUAUUUUAUUCAUAAAUGUAAGAAUGCUCGUCACUCAUGCCAGUGUUAGCAUUUUUAGCGGUGCGUUUCUAUAACGGGAUCAAAAUAAUCGGAUGUCCGAACCCUCGAAUGAGAGCCAGCUGGGUAAAUUGGACGCUGUGUUUUUUUGGAAGAAUAAAAAUAAUCGAUCGGGUACAUUUAUAUAUUCUAUUUUAUUAUACAAGGCGAAGGGUUUUAUUUUAUUCGGACGUCUGUCGCGGUCCCUGCAGGCCAUGAAUGUUCCGGUGUGUUACAGAGAAGCCGGAAGCUGCUCACGAUCGUGGCGCUGUGAAGGGACCGCGGUGCGAACUCCUCCCCUCUUUACUCACGGUUCUAUUUCCGGAUCGAACCUCGUCGCCGUAGCUCCGUUUUUCUGGAUGUUGUUUUUGUACACCACAGUGUGAAGGUGCUGCACUUUCCCCUCCGCGGGCGGCCGACGGCCGGCGUAGCUACAGAGAAGCCGGGCUCCCUCGCCUCCGCGGAGGGGUUGCCUUCACCACUUGAACCGCUUCGUACUUGAAACACUUGCUGUAGUCCUUUUAUUUUCUUUCUCGAGCCCUGGUGUCCAUACAGAAAAGCCAGAGAAGUCUCGGGCGGGCCAGAACGUUUCCUUUUGUGUUCGGUGAAACACCUCCGUGUCCCGGGCCGCAUCCUCACGGCGUCCUACAGAAAAGCCGCGAGGCUCUGCAGCCUGGAAGCUGUGACCAUUGUUACCUUUUUUUUUUUUUUUUAAUUCGUUUUUAUCAGAGCGAUGGCAGAUUUGGUGAGACCGACCAUGCAAACUCGCACAUGCUUUACGUAUCGGGCGGUCUGCACCGGAGUCGACGCAGAAGCAAGAUUUGGUCAGUGUUGUACAGAGAAACUGGCCUGUUUACGUUGCUCUGCUCGGCGACGGUCAGAUCGUCCGUCCUUCUCAUUUUGUGGUGUUUUUAAUGAAAUCUUUCCUAUGAAAGCCCAAAUGGUGCAUCAGAUUGGUUGCUGAAAGAGCAAAAGUGCCUUUUCUAUAAUUUCUCCCUCUUUUCCUUCCCCACCCUGAACCUCUUGCCUGUUCUGUAACGUCCACCAAAUUUCUCCUUCUGAUUGUACCUGCUGUGGUUCCUCAGCAUCCUCCUCCUUUCUCUACUCUUCAGUGUUUGUCUCUCUUGUGAACUGUUAAUAAAAUUUCAGCCCUGACUCCCAA
This is a messenger RNA of Trichomycterus rosablanca, 2888 nucleotides long. It is a transcript of the gene mat2aa, whose product is annotated as methionine adenosyltransferase 2Aa. The transcript is spliced from 9 exons. The record is from RefSeq and is a predicted model, not a curated record. Gene Ontology annotation, cellular component: cytosol; methionine adenosyltransferase complex. Lineage: Eukaryota; Metazoa; Chordata; Actinopteri; Siluriformes; Trichomycteridae. The coding region runs from base 151 to 1338 and encodes 395 amino acids. Gene Ontology annotation, biological process: S-adenosylmethionine biosynthetic process. Gene Ontology annotation, molecular function: methionine adenosyltransferase activity; ATP binding.